Iphiclides podalirius (scarce swallowtail) is the source of this 3324-nucleotide messenger RNA. Lineage: Eukaryota; Metazoa; Arthropoda; Insecta; Lepidoptera; Papilionidae. The record is from the annotation of a GenBank genome assembly.
AUGGUUUUAAAUGCCGCUGUACAAAUGUUGAGGGAGGCAGAUGAAUUAAAACAGAAGAUUUUAAAUUUUAACAGUGGAACAUCAAUGCUUCAAGACCGUAGCUUAUGGACUACACAACAAAAAUUACAAAAUGUUUACCAAAAAAUACUAAUGCUGGACCUGGAUUAUGCUUUAGAGAAGAAAGUUGAACAAGAUCUCUGGAAUGUUGGCUUCAAACAGCAGAUUGAAGCAUUACAAGCUAUUUCCAAAGAUAGGAAGAGCCCUCUCCGCUGCGAAGGUCAAGCAAUGUUGUCAUGGGUUUUACAAGCGGCUGCUGGCUUUUACCUUUGCCUUCUUCAUCAGAUUUGCGCUACAUUCAAACUGGAUUUACCGUUCAGACGCAGGGCAUCUCUGUUGGGGUCAGUGGAGGCCUGGGGGCCGGGUGCCUCCGCCGCUCCGGCGGCCGCCCGCUACGCCAGCCAGCAUUGCCUCGUCCACCUGGGCGAUCUGGCCCGCUACCGGCAGCAGCUGCGCGUCGCGCACACGUUCUACCGCCACGCGCUGGCGGUGUCGCCCCACUCGGGCCAGCCCUACAACCAGCUCGCUCUGGUCGCCUGGCGUCGCGGCAGGCGCCUGGCGGCCAUCUACUGGCACGUGCGCUCGCUACUGGUGCGCGCGCCCUUCCCGCCCGCGCCCGCCAACCUUUCGCGGACCCUCUCCGCGGCUAGCCGAGAUGUCAAGGAGACGCCACCCAUGCCAGUUCUGCCAGGAUUGACUAACAGCAUCACAACACACACGGCAUCAGCAACAGCAGUGAAGACUGAACGUUUAGACGCACAUUCCUACGUAACCGAGCUCAUUCGAGCCAUUAACUACAUUCAUACUGUGGAACAAUUGGACACAGCAACAGCUUUAGUAAACACAUUGAACACCUCACUUACACCUUUAGUUGCGACCGACGGCUUUGAAUCAAUGACACUAAUAAAGAUGUCGUGCGUGCUGAUAUGGCUGGUGCAGAGCUCGAGCGAGGAGUUGAGCAGCGAGGCGGCCCUGAGCGCCGACGAGGCGGAGGCGUCGCGGCUGGCGGCGUCCCUGGCGGCCAGCACGCUGCUCGCGCUGCUGCUGCCCGCCUACGCGGCGCCCGAGCCGCCCCGGAAGGCGCUGCCCUCGCUGAAGGUGUGGCUGCAGUGGCUGGUGGCGAAGCCCCGAGCCCUGCAGGCGGCGGCGUGGCGCGCCAGGCCCCAGCUCUGGCCCGCCCUGGCGCAUUGCCUGGCUGCCCUAGGGCCCAAAGCGGCCCUCCUGCCCGCCGGCAUAUACGCCACGGUGCCGCUGCCCGAGGACGAGGAGCUGCACGGCUUCCUCCCUCUAGAGGACGCCUUCAACGGUCUGAAGUUCUCCUACCACAGCACUUGGGACACGUACGGCGGCCGGCUGCCAGAGCUGGAGGCCGGCAACGACGGCGACACCGGGCCGUCUGGAGUGGCGGUCUCUCGCUUCAGCGGUGAGCCCGAGCUGGAGGAGAGGCUCCGUGCGCAUCGUCUUCUCCACCUCGGGAAGCAGCUCGCCGACCAGAAUCCAGAGCAUCUCUCCUACACAACGUCCGAGGACGGCGGCGUGUCGUUCGCGGCGUCGUCGGCGGGCGGGGAGCAGCUGACGCUGGCGCUGGCGGAGCUGUCGUCGGUGGCCGAGCGCGGGGGCGGAGCGCCCGCGCGGGAUGCGGAGCCCGAGGGGGACAGCGAGGACGAGCCGCCGCCGCCCCCGCCGCCCGUCGUCAUUUCGGAGGCCGACUUCCGCGAGAAAGUGCGCGAGAAACGCGUCGGCAUCUUGAAGCCGCAGGGGUCGCUGGAGAGGGCAAGAGAGGAAAGGGCACUCGCGCACACACAAGACCAACAGGAAAUAGAAGAAGACGGGGCCAAAGGGGAAGAAAAGAAGGAGGCGCGGAAACCGCGGGUGAACAUCGCCAUGGCGGCCAUCAUGCGCAAACAGGAAGAGACCAAUAAGCAGGUGAAGUUCGCAUCGCCGCCGCCGACUCCGGAAUCGUUGGCGGACGCCAACGAGCUGGACUCCAAGGAGUCGCUGGAGGAGAGACCGAAAGUGAUCCAGCCGAAAGCGAUCAAAUCCCUGAGCAGCCUGCCCGUUGGACGGAAGACCGGCGGCAUCCUCUCGCUCAAGGACAAGUCGGCCGGCUACCCGCACCUGGUGAACACCGAACCGGAGCCGGUGAAGAAGUGCGACAAAGAGGAGAAGAAGGAAACGAAGCCGAGCCAGAGCGGCCAGGGCUGCCAGCAGGGCUACCCCAAUUGGCAGGAGCAGCCGCCGCAGGCGAACUGGCCCGCCCCGCCGCCGCAGCCCUACGGCACGAGGGGCUACGGCGUCCAGAGCGCGGGCCCGAGCUACGGCCCCGGCCAGCCCUUCGGCCAGGGCAUCCGGCUGCCCGUCGUGAGCCCCAAGGAGAUCGACGUGCGGACGGCGGCGCUGCAGAGGCAGAGCUCGCGGCCGGAGCCGUUCCACGAGGGGCCCAAGCUGCCCCCGCACGGCCACCAGCUCUCGGGCGACAAGAAGAGCUUCCUGAACGACCUGCCGCCGCGCUUCGCCAACCAGUACCGCUACUGGCACAACGCGCAGGAGGCGCAGCAGAACGAGAACAAGUUCAGGGAUGACAGCUUCAAGCAGAGCUUCGAGCAGCCGCAGCCGCCGCGGAACUGGGCGAACACGCAGCCGGUCGGCUGGUGGAAGCCGGACAAUCAGGCCGGCUUCAACGGCAGCUUCGCGCCGCCGGCGGGCCAGCCCAGCUACUUCGCGCACCUAACCAACGCCCAGAGCCCGUACGUGGGCCUGCCCUACGGCCAAGGCCAGCCCAAGCCGGAGGCGCCGAGCUGGCAGCCGGCCGUGGGCCAGCCCCAGAUGCCGUCGCUGCAGAGCCUGGUCACCCUGGCCAACUUCGGCGGCUCCUACUCGCCGAGUGUCGGCUACGACUCCUCGAUGUACCCGCAGUUCGGCAACAAACUCGGCUACCAGCCCGUCCAGAUGAACCAGAUGAACAUUCCCGAAAAGCCCUACCAGCCGAAGGAGCUCGAGGAUCGCCUGAACUUCGCCACGGGCAUGGAGCAGAUGAAUUUGGGAUUCGGCGGCGUCGGUCACGACGUGGGCGGCGCAAAUCCCUUGGAGCAGGUCGGCGAUAGUGCCACGGGGGGCAACACCUACUCGCUCUUCAGUGCCGCCCCAGAGCCAGCCGCCUGGCAGCAGCGCCGACAGCAUCAGUCAUUGUGGUCUGGUCCCGGACCAUCUCCGCUGGAGAGGCUGUUGGAACAGCAGAAACAGAUGCAGCCGCCGCCCGCCCCGCAC